AUGCCGUUGGGACGUGAGCAUCUCUGCAGUGCCGCCAUCCGUUGGUUGCACAUACGUACUGUAUGCAAUAUUCCCUGGGCUCCGUUAGCCGCGUUGCGUGUGUGUGUGGCUAUCGGGGGAUACGGGCUGGCAGUUGCAACACCAAAUCUACCGCAGCAUGGUGUACAUAGAUGCAUGCAUAGGUGGAUAGCACCGGUGACGCGGGCAUUUCCGGCCUGA
This is a messenger RNA of Bipolaris oryzae ATCC 44560, 219 nucleotides long. RefSeq lists its product as uncharacterized. The transcript has 2 exons. NCBI's taxonomy places the organism in Eukaryota, Fungi, Ascomycota, Dothideomycetes, Pleosporales, Pleosporaceae. Bases 1 to 219 code for a protein of 72 amino acids. The record is from RefSeq and is a predicted model, not a curated record.